This is a messenger RNA of Suillus subalutaceus, 1953 nucleotides long. Its product is annotated as major facilitator superfamily domain-containing protein. Lineage: Eukaryota; Fungi; Basidiomycota; Agaricomycetes; Boletales; Suillaceae. Gene Ontology annotation, molecular function: transmembrane transporter activity. Gene Ontology annotation, cellular component: membrane. The record is from RefSeq and is a predicted model, not a curated record. The coding region runs from base 249 to 1679 and encodes 476 amino acids. The transcript is spliced from 17 exons. Gene Ontology annotation, biological process: transmembrane transport.
GCCGUACUACCGUGACACUUGGCUAGGGUAUCACCGCACUUGAUCGGCUGCAUCCAUAUACAUUUAUUCUAUGCGCCCGGGGUAUUGGUUUAAAAGUUGGUGACUGGCGGGCCUGACCUAUCCCCACACUUGUCGGCACGCUCGGGACGUUUUGAUAUUAUUGUAAUACUCCCCUCGUCUGGACGAUUUCAAAGCGCCCAUCCGAUCAGUCCCUCCUUUCAAGCCAUACUAUCAUCACCUAGGACACCAUGGGAUCGUUACACAACGAUAGCAUCGAGUCCAAUUCCGAAAAGCAGAUUGUACUGAAUCCGAGAGAACGAGCGCGCAUUCUACGCAAGAUUGAUUGGCACUUGUUACCUUUCGUGACGGUAUUUUACCUCUUGUCGUUCUUAGACCGGUCCAAUGUUGGAAACGCGAAGGUUGCUGGAAUGGCCACAGACCUGAACUUGACCGGCUUCAGGUACAAUAUCGCUGCAGCUGUCUUUUUUAUCCCGUACAGCUUUGCUGAGGUCCCCUCGAACAUCGCACUCAAGCUAUUCAGGCCAUCACGCUGGAUACCGUCUAUCAUGGUCGCGUGGGGUAUUGUGAUGACCCUUAUGUGUCUCGUCAAAUCGUACCAAUCUCUCGUUGUAGCCCGAGUGUUCCUCGGUUUUACAGAAGCAGGGUUAUUUCCUGGAGUAAAUUACUACAUCUGCCUUUGGUAUCCACGUUCGGAGCGGUCGAAACGCAUUGCUAUAUUCUUCUCUGCAGCAUCAAUGUCAGGCGCCUUUGGUGGGCUCCUUGCGUAUGGCAUCGAGCGGAUGGAAGGGGUCGGAGGAUUGCAUGGUUGGCAAUGGAUUUUCUGUUUGGAAGGCCUGGCCACUGUUCUCGUUGCGACUUUCUCUUUUUUCUAUAUGCAUGAUUAUCCUGAAACGGCCAAAUUUUUGACCGAGCCAGAGAGAUCAUGCAUCAUAAAUAUUCUCAAACAGGAUUCGAGUCAUCUUUCCUCUCGCUUCGACACUCAAUUCAUCUGGCAAGCCAUAAAAGAUUACAAGACCUACGUCCAAAUUAUCAUUUAUUUGGGGUUACUCGUCCCUGGUUAUGCCAUUGCCCUCUUUUCGCCAACCAUCAUUGACGAGCUUGGGUACUCUGCUGCGAAUGCCCAGCUACUCUCAGUCCCGCCAUUUGUUGCUGGUUGUAUUGCAACAAUCAUAUUUGGCAUUUAUUCUGACAAGUACAAUCUUCGUGGGCCGUUCAUCAUUGGCGGUGCGCUUGUGUCUCUUGUUGGAUACAUCUUGCUAUAUUGCAGCGUACAAGCGGGCCCGUCGUACGUUGGAGCUUGUCUGGCCGCUGCGGGAAAUUUUCCGACCGUCGCAAUUGCUCUGGCUUGGGCGGGCUCGAAUGCAGGAGGCGACUUAAAGCGUGGAGUUGUACUAGCAAUGGUCAUUGGUUUUGGUAAUCUCGGAGGUAUUUGCUCCUCCUUUAUUUAUAUUGAUCCGCCACGUUUCCACAUUGGGCAUGGCACCAUCAUGGGAUUCCUUUCUCUUUCAAUCGUAACGAGCCUCUUUGCUAUGUGGGACUACAAUCGGCUGAACAAAAAGAAAGAAGCGCAGUGUCUGGCAGAAAACAUUACCGAUGAUAGAGGAUACGAAUUCCAAGAUAUGGGCGAUGCCAGUCCGCUUUACAGGUACACCAUAUGACUACAGCUAAUUCGAGCUGUCCUUUUGAGCGCUCCUUGAUUCCAUACGUCAGCUUCGGGAAUAAUCAAUACCUACGUAUCAGAGACUUGUCGGUGUGAGUUGAUUGAUCGCAAACCAGGCCCAUCAAUUUAGGAUGCGCCCUAGAACGCGGAUUUCAUCUCAACCAAAUAACCAACAGACCAAACGUGUACUCAAGGUGAGCACUCGAGCUGCUGCUAUAUAUAAAAAUCCGAUACCGUAUCCAUUCGAAAGUGUCCAAAGGGGACCGAGAAAC